AGAAAACCGCAUUCCUUACUGCUCUUUACCUGUCUCGGGAAUCUAGCGCUAUCUAGUUUGGCAACAUCGGAACGUCAACAUUACGGUCACGGAAAUCCGGACGAAAUCUCCUACUGUGGCUCUUAUUAAGAUCAUAACAGAUCAAUCAUGUCGCUGGCACAAGGAGCUCCCCUUUUAUCAAGACUGGUGUCGUCAUCUGUUGCCAUUGCAAGCCAAGCAGGGCAUGUUAUACGAGAAGUCAUGAAGAAGGGAGACCUGGGCAUUGUGGAGAAAGAGAGUGUACGAGAUCUUCAGACAGAAGCUGAUCGUGCUGCCCAACGAUGCAUCAUUAGUUCUCUUAAUAAAUGCUUCCCAAAGAUAACCAUAAUUGGUGAGGAAGGAGAAGAUGAGACGACGGUAGCUAGUGGAAGUAUUUUUGAUCCGUCGACUACAUCGUUGGUUGAUGUCACAUGCCCACCUCACUUGUCGUCUAUGGCAGAAGAGGAGGUUGUAGUUUGGGUAGAUCCUUUAGAUGGCACUGCAGAGUACACACAAGCUUUCGAAUGCUGUAAGAACGGUCAUCAGGGGGUUUGUAAAGCACUGGGAGUGGUGUGCUCAAGCUUACUAGACCAUGUUACAGUCUUGAUUGGCAUAGCCUCAGGUGGGAAGGCCAUUGGGGGCAUCAUUCAUCAGCCCUAUUAUAACUACCAGAACCCUGGGAGUGAUCUUGGACGUACAAUAUGGGGCAUAGUAGGAGGGGAAGUUGGAGGUAUGAAGAUCCUGCCUCCACCAGAAGGCAAGUUGAUUGUGACCACCACAAGGUCCCAUUCAUCAUCAACGGUCAAUGAUGCAAUUUCUGCGGUCUCCCCUGAUGAAGUGCUGAGAGUAGGCGGUGCUGGCCAUAAGGUGAUGCUCCUCCUGGAAGGCAAGGCUCACCUUUAUGUGUUUGCAAGCCCAGGAUGCAAGAAGUGGGACACCUGUGCCCCGCAAGCAAUACUUGAAGCAGCUGGUGGGAUAUUGACUGAUAUUCAAGGCAAUGCUAUUCCAUACGAUGCUUCCGCGCCUCACAGGAACUCAACUGGUGUCUUAGCCUCUGCAGCCGGGCAGGAACAUGGAGUGUAUCUUGAGAAGAUCCCUCAGCAUGUCAAGGAUAAUCUGAAAGCAUAGUUAUUCAUAGCUGUUACUUAAAGAAGGCAUUUUUCAAUAGGUACUGCUAAA
Molecule: messenger RNA, 1197 nt
Organism: Penaeus vannamei (Pacific white shrimp)
Lineage: Eukaryota; Metazoa; Arthropoda; Malacostraca; Decapoda; Penaeidae
Product: 3'(2'),5'-bisphosphate nucleotidase 1
Biological process (GO): phosphatidylinositol phosphate biosynthetic process
Molecular function (GO): 3'(2'),5'-bisphosphate nucleotidase activity
Source: RefSeq, a predicted model, not a curated record